AAGUCGGAUGUGAGAGAAGGAUAGCGGGAGAGAUUGGAGGAAACGUAGGGUGACCGAUGCGGGUUUGGUUGACAGCUCGGUGUGAAUUGAAGGCCUUCUCGGAGCACGGUGUGACUUUAUGGUUAUGAUGUAAGGCAAAUGAAUGAACACAGUGAAAGCAUUGCCUUUGCUCAUUGCGAUGUGUAAAAAUUGGUUCAAUGACAGACGCGUUGUCUGACUGUUAUGAUGAAAAUCUAAAAUCGAGUCUACACGUUUUUGCAUUUUAAAUAAGCUACCAAGCGAUUUAGCUGGCUAACUACUACUGUUUCUGGUCAUACAAAUGAAUAUUAGCAAAUUAUUGAAAAUAUAUGGAUCUUUCCAGUGCUUAUUUUGAUUUUCCUAGCUGAAAUGAGCUGACUAGGCCAUCUGUAUAACUAGUUGGCUCGCUAGCCACAUCUUUUUCCGGAAGAAUACACAUCAGGGUAGCUAAGCUAAUAUCACCCGAUCUUGCUAGCUAUGUUAACGUUGUAGCUAGUCGGCUUGCUACAUUGUGACAGGAUGUACAUCAAACCACAUUAUCUGUCACAAACGUCAGAAACGGUAUCCGAAAUGACAUUGGGCAACUAGUCAGGUCGAAAGCUAAGUUACUUUCUGACUUGGUUGCCAUCUCAAAGUUUUGGUAGAGCUGACCAACGUCAGCAAGGCUACAGUGCAGCAAAUCAAAAGCAGCUGUAAUUGCAAGCUUGCGAAUUCGCUUGCAGUACAAGCUUAAUCAGUUUGACAGUUCCCGAUAAUAUUCAGCUGUUACCAAGAUGGUCAGCAAGCUACUUUGCUAUGGAGGGCAAUGUCUUCACAUUAAUUUAACCAUCCUUUAACUACGUCCAAUUGAAAACUAACGGGUUCGCUAUCAUACAGGCAGUUUAACAUCCAAGGUUGCUAUUAGCGAGACAACUGAAAUGCCGGCUACAUCGAGUCUGUGAUUUUGAUGUCAAGAUGUUCUCUUUUCAGUUGGCGUUACGGCUUGUUAAGUGGACGUUACUGAAGUUUAGCAAUGAUAACGUUACUGAAGUUUAGCAACAAUAACGUUACUGAAAUAUAAACGGAGUUUCCAAAGUUUGCUAGCAAACGUUUAACAGGCUAGCAUUUACAGCUAUAGUAAAGCAGGAUAUAGCUAGUGAUGCGCUGUUUGACGUCGGCCGAAAACGCAAAAGCCAAGGAACUUGAGAGACCAGUUGAUGCGAAACCUGCUAAGGCUCCAGUUACGUCACACUCCCCGUCUCAGGCUCCGCGCAAUCACCACCAUGCCGUCCUGGAGGCCGCCGGGCCCAGCCACGUGGCCAUCAACGCCAUCUCCGCCAACAUGGACUCCUUCGCCCGGGGGCGCACCGCCAUCCUCAAAAAACAGCCGAGUCACAUGGAGGCCGCGCACUUCGGGGACCUAGGGCGUUCCAGCGUCAACUACCAGGCGCAAGAGACGCGGUCGCGGCUCUCGAAGACGGUGGACCAGAUCCUCCGGGACAACGUGGCCAUGCCCUACUACAUCCAGUUCAUGGAGACGCAGGCGGCCGACCACCUGGUCAAGUUCUGGCUGGAGGCUGAGAGCUUCCGGGCCACCAGCUGGUCCCGGGUGCGGGCCCACAGCCUCAACUCGGUCAAGCACAGCUCGCUGGCCGAGCCGGCCUCCCCCUUGGCCCGGAGGCCCGAGAGCGAGGACUCCUCCGGGUCGCCCCCGCACGCGCACACCCCCAGCCCCCCCGACACAAACUCUCACAGCCCCGUCUCCCAUGGCAACUCCCUCGGCGUGGACGGGAGCGGCGCUCUACAGCAGCCCCCGAGGGCCGAGACCCCCACCAGUCAGCCCUCCUCCAAGACGGGGACCCCCUUCAAACUCCAGGCCACGAACGCACUCAAACAGCUGUCGGACAGACUCAUGAAGAGUAUAGAAAGAGACGCAGUGAGUAUCUUCACCAAAUACAUCUCUCCAGAUGCUGCUAGAUCCAUCCCCAUCACAGAAUCAGUGAGAAACGACAUAGUGGCAAAAAUCUGUGGAGAAGAUGGGCAGGUGGAUCCAAACUGCUUCGUCACAGCACAGUUGGUAGUUUUCGGCAUCAUGGAUCAACAGCACUUUACCGAAUUUUUAAGGAGCCAUCAUUUCUGCAAGUACCAGAUCGAGGUGCUGACGAGCGGCACCGUGUUCCUGGCCGACAUCCUCUUCUGCGAGUCGGCCCUCUUCUACUUCUCCGAGUACAUGGAGAAGGAGGAAGCUGUAAAUAUCCUGCAGUUCUGGCUCGCUGCCGACAACUUCCAGGACCAGCUGGCUGCCAAGAAGGGCCAGUACGACGGGCAGGAGGCUCAGAAUGACGCCAUGAUCCUGUACGACAAAUAUUUCUCCCUUCAAGCCACGAACCCCCUGGGUUUUGACGACUCGGUGCGGUUAGAAAUCGAGUCCAAUAUCUGCCGGGAGGGCGGCCCCCUGCCCAACUGCUUCACCACGCCUCUGCGGCAGGCGUGGACCACUAUGGAGAAGGUUUACAUGCCAGGGUUCUUGUCCAGUAACCUUUACUACAAGUAUCUGAGUGACUUGAUCAAUUCCGUUCGAGCUGACGAGUUUUUCGCCGGGAACGCGAAUGCCCCCCUGGGCCAGGAAGGCGAGCGCGGCAGUAGCGCCUCUGAGGACUCGCUGGCCCAGCAAGGCUCCAAAAAAGCAGCAAUUAAAAUCCUGAAAAACUUUGACGAGGCAAUAACUGUAGACAUCGCCAGCCUGGACCCGGAGUCACUUUAUCAACGUCCGUACGCUGGAAGAAUGACGUUUGGGAAGGUGAAUGAACUUGGACAGUUUAUCAGGGAGGCUGAACCAGAACCCGACGUGAAGAAGUCCAAAGGCUCCAUGUUUUCCCAAGCCAUGAAGAAGUGGGUGCAGGGAAAUUCAGACGAGGCCCAGGAGGAGAUGGCCUGGAAGAUCGCCAAGAUGAUCGUGAAUGAUGUCAUGCAUCAGUCGCACCACGAUCAGCCCGGCGACAAGAUAACUAAGGUGGUGGAUUUCUUACAGUGACCGUGUGCUUUCGCAGAUUUGGGGUUUUCGCACGAUGUCGCGCUACUUCAGGCCUAGUGAUGGUAUACUAUGGUAACAUACAGUACAAAGCUUUGGUGAAAGUAAAUUGAAUGUAGGAAUGGCGACCAGCCAAGAAAAAGUUAAUAUUGCUUUUAAUUUACUUAAUGUAACUGUAAUUGAGGGAUGCUUUUAUGGAUUAUAUGUAAAUAGACUUGAGUCAUAGUUUACUUUAGAUUUAGUCCUAGUUCUGUUUUCAUCUUUUCAUUUUAACAAGAGCGACUAGAUUAAGGAGAACAGUUUUUGUUGAAUGCAGCGCUUUGAACCGUGAAGCUGUCCAAACACGGUAAGUGGCACGCACGGUUUGGGAAGUGCCCUGUGCCCUGAGGAUAUGCAGCUGUUGCGUUGUGUCUGCGUACGCGUUUUUAUAGUCUGUACGCUUCCUUUUCCAGCUAUGACCUUCAUGAAGAACCAAAGGAAACUCCCUACUGAAGCUCCGUAUACAGACGGAGCCGGGCGGAGAAUGAGUCGGCGAUGAACUGCACACUAUUCAUCCCAUGUUACCUUUAUUUGAAUGAAGAUAGAACAACACAUUCCAUUACUUCCUGCAUCAAGCUUGUGUGUGUAUGUGUGUGCACAGGUGCGUAUGCGUGCGCGUGUGUGGGCGCGCAUGUGCGUAUGAGGUGCGUGCGCACGCGAUUGUAUGUUUGUGGGCUCACAUGAACGCUCCCUCUUAAACACUAUGAAGGCUUUUAAAUGUAUGAAGUGGAAAAAACAAAACCGUUGUGCGGCAGCACCUGACGCAAACAAGUUCCUCCAAGGCCAAGAAGCGGUGCAGGAAGUGGUGGCGUUACACGGUGCAUUAAAACGUCUCUGCUGGAGUCCUGCGUAACAUAACCUUCUGCCACGGAUUCUGAGAAGAGACCCAGGACCUAAAAGAGACUUCUUGAUUGUGACGAUGAAGACUACGGUCUCCCAUUCCCCGUUUGUUUUAAAGAAGGUUGCUCCCGGAAAAAAAGGUCAUAUUCAUUUUAAUGGAAUGGAGCUUUGACGAGUCGUGCCCAUUUCUGAACGGCUGUGUACAGUUUUAAUUAGAAACGCAUUUCUCUCUGGCCUCUGUGUAUAUUGUGAACAGUAUUGACAGUGCAAGUAAUUUGUCCUAUACCUGUGUCCAGUAGACAAGACGGGAAUAUUAUUAAAACUGGAAAUGCCCACCAACCAAUCACUGCUGCAGGAACUUGCCCAUCUGUAGCAAGACCUGGCACUUUCUCCGUGUCAUUGCAGUACAUAAGUCACGAGUUGUUCUUCUGCAGUUAAUGCAAAUCUCCCUUGGACUGAAGUACAAGAGUUGCAAUGAAUACUUCUGGCCCCAUGUUAUAUAGCUGUAGUUUUCUGGUUUGGCCCAUAUAUUAAUGUUAUAUCCAUAUUUUGAUGAUGAUUAUUUUUUGUAUAAUAUGUAAAAACAAUGUCGAUACAGAUCUCAGUAAGGACUCGUGGUCUUAUGAGAAUGUGUACCCGGUGAAUGUGUUAUUAUUUUCAGACACGUUCAAUUGCGGAUAAGAACCAGAAAGAAAAGACUUUUGGUACUAUGUACCUUUACUAUGUUUUCUGAUGGAUAUGUGUACUUAAUCUAUAAUAUAUUUAAAUUGUGUUCGAUUUAAAAAUACAUAUAUUAUUGAAAUGUUUGUCAUCUGUCUUGUGUCAUUUGUUUUUUUUUUUAUGACCGUAAAAAGUACUCCGAUAUAAAUCUUCCACAGAUCUGGAAAGUACUGUAGAAAGAAAAAAGAACUCAAUGAAAAGAAAACUCCAUGAAAGGAAAACUCCAUGAAUUCCGAUGUUUUCACUGAUUCUAUGUGGAAAAGUUGCUACCAAUAAAUGGAAAAUUAGAAUUCUCUGCUGAA
Molecule: messenger RNA, 4929 nt
Organism: Conger conger (European conger)
Lineage: Eukaryota; Metazoa; Chordata; Actinopteri; Anguilliformes; Congridae
Gene: akap10
Product: A kinase (PRKA) anchor protein 10
Exons: 14
Coding region: 1157-3031 (624 amino acids)
Biological process (GO): intracellular protein localization
Cellular component (GO): plasma membrane
Molecular function (GO): protein kinase A binding
Source: RefSeq, a predicted model, not a curated record